Messenger RNA from Telopea speciosissima, 2490 nucleotides. RefSeq names its product conserved oligomeric Golgi complex subunit 4-like. Lineage: Eukaryota; Viridiplantae; Streptophyta; Magnoliopsida; Proteales; Proteaceae. The record is from RefSeq and is a predicted model, not a curated record. The coding region runs from base 58 to 2289 and encodes 743 amino acids. The transcript is spliced from 3 exons.
UUCGAUCCUGGAACCUUUCUCUCUCUUCAAGGGGAUCAGAGCUUGAGAAACGAGGCAAUGUCUUCGACGAACAGAUCGUCUUCAGUUACGGAAGAAGUUCAAGAAAAUGGAGCCUCUACUGUAAAUUUCGGGAGCUCUGAAGCCCUAGAGCAGAUUCGCAACCUUACAGAUGUAGGAGCCAUGACCCGUCUCCUCCACGAGUGCAUCGCCUAUCAGCGGGGCCUCGAUCUUGAACUCGAGAAACUGCUGUUUCAACGCACCGAUCUCGACAAACAACUCAUCAAUCUUCAGAAAUCCGCCCAAGUCCUUGACAUCGUUAAGGCAGAAUCCAAUCACGUGCUCACUAACGUCCGCUCCACCUGCGAUCUCGCCGACCAGGUUAGCAGUAAGGUGAGGGAGUUAGAUCUCGCUCAAUCUCGUGUCCAAUCCACGCUUUCACGCAUCGAUGCCAUUGUUGAGAGGGGUAAUUGCAUCGAAGGAGUGAAGAAUGCUCUUGAAACGGAGGAUUAUGAAGCUGCGGCACAGUAUGUUCGGACAUUUUUGCAGAUCGACGAGACAUAUAUGGACUCAGGGUCGGAUCAGAGGGAGCAAUUACUUGCGUCGAAGAAACAGCUCGAAGGAAUUGUACGGAGGAGACUGUCCGAUGCUGUUGAUCAACGUGAUCACCCGACAAUCCUACGGUUCGUUAGACUUUUUUCGCCGCUCGGCCUUGAGGAUGAAGGAUUGCAGGUUUAUGUUGCGUACCUGAGGAAAGUGAUUGCUUUGAGAUCGAGGUUGGAGUAUGAGCAUUUGGUGGAGCUUAUGGAGCAGAAUCCAGGUGGGCAAAACCAGGUUGAUUUCAUUAGUUGCUUGACAAACCUGUUCAAAGACAUUGUCUUGGCUGUUGAAGAAAACAAUGAGAUCCUUCGGGGCCUGUGUGGGGAAGACGGCAUUGUCUAUGCCAUCUGUGAGCUUCAAGAAGAGUGUGAUUCCCGAGGUUCUCUCAUAUUGAAGAAGUACAUGGACUACAGGAAAUUGGCUAGGCUAGCAUCGGAAAUAAAUUCCUAUAGUAAGAACUUGCUUUCGGUUGGAGCUGCAGAAGGACCAGAUCCUAGGGAGAUCGAGUUGUUCCUGGAAGAGAUACUAUCACUGACACAGUUGGGCGAGGACUACACAGACUUCAUGUUGUCAAAGAUCAGGGGAUUGAGUUCUGUCGAUCCAGAAUUGGGUCCUCGAGCCACAAGAGCAUUUAGGAGUGGAAGCUUCAGUAAAGUCAUUCAAGAUGUUACUGGAUUUUAUGUGAUUCUGGAGGAAUUCUUUAUGGUUGAAAAUGUUAGGAAGGCCAUAAAUAUUGACGAGCAUGUUCCUGACAGCCUCACAACUUCGAUGGUGGAUGAUGUGUUCUAUGUUUUACAGAGUUGCUGUAGAAGGGCGAUAUCAACUUCAAAUAUCAGUUCAGUUCUUGCAGUUCUUAGUGGUGCAAUGAAUUUGUUGAGCAAUGAAUACCAGGAGGCAUUGCAGCAAACAAUGAGAGAGCCAAAUCUGGGUGCGAAGCUGUUCCUAGGGGGUAUUGGUGUGCAAAAGACAGGAAUAGAGAUUGCAACAGCUCUAAACAAUAUGGAUGUGAGUGGCGAGUACGUCCUGAAACUACGACAUGAGAUUGAGGAGCAAUGUGUCGAGGUAUUCCCUGCCCCAGCUGAUAGGGAGAAGGUGAAGUCUUGUUUGUCCUUGUUGGGAGAGUUGUGCAAUAGUUUCAAGCAAACCUUGAACGCUGGCAUGGAGCAACUAGUAGCCACUGUUACACCUCGCAUCCGUCCGGUGUUGGACACUGUGGCAACCAUAAGCUAUGAGCUGUCUGAGGCCGAGUAUGCAGAGAAUGAGGUGAAUGACCCAUGGGUCCACAACCUCCUCCAUGCUGUUGAGACCAAUGCAGCAUGGUUUCAGCCACUGAUGACAGUAAACAACUAUGACUCGUUUGUCCACUUGAUCAUUGACUUCAUCGUGAAGAGACUUGAAGUCAUCAUGAUGCAGAAGAGAUUCAGUCAGCUUGGGGGGUUGCAGCUUGACAGGGAUGCAAGGGCUCUGGUGAGUCAUUUCUCCGGCAUGACUCAGAGAACUGUGCGAGACAAGUUUGCUCGUCUGACUCAGAUGGCAACCAUCAUCAAUUUGGAGAAGGUCUCUGAGAUACUGGAUUUCUGGGGUGAGAACUCAGGUCCUUUGACCUGGAGAUUAACUCCAGCUGAGGUGAGGAGGGUAUUGGGUCUUAGGGUUGAUUUUAAACCUGAAGCAAUUGCUGCUCUAAAAUUGUAAAUCUUCAUCUAGUUUGGCUAGCAAUUGGUCUGUUUCUCUUUAUGAGUUACUUCCAGAUCUGUCCUUCGGCUUCUUAUUCAUUUCCAAUUUUGCUGUUCUGCUAUGGAAGUUUUGACUCUGCUCUCUUCUGGUUUUCAUGAUAGCAAUCAUGAGCGAUUAUUUGGAUAUUUAUCACUUAAUAAAGUAACAACAACAAUUACA